This is a messenger RNA of Heterobilharzia americana, 228 nucleotides long. NCBI's taxonomy places the organism in Eukaryota, Metazoa, Platyhelminthes, Trematoda, Strigeidida, Schistosomatidae. The record is from the annotation of a GenBank genome assembly.
AUGGAAGCCUUCAAAACAUUCGAUCGUGAAGGUCAAGGUUUCAUUUCAGCUGCUGAGAUGCGACAUGUUUUAACUGGUUAUGGUGAACGUCUUGAAGAUGAACAAGUAGAUUUAAUUGUGAAGUUGAUUGAUUUACGUGAGGAUUUAGAAGGAAAUAUUAAAUAUGAAGUUUCACAAUGUGGAAAAGAAGAGACAUUUUCUGCAAUUUCUAAAACUUUGAAUCCUUAA